AUGCUUUGUGUAUUUUCUGCUAUAAGAUACGUUACCGAAGCGAAUACCGUCACUGCUAAUAGUUCUAACUUUACUUCCGUUACAAAUGGAAUAAUUGCAUAUAAUGGACCUGCAAAUAACAAUCCUAUAUUUAUUAGUUUUACUUCGUUUGAUAAACAAAUGGAUUCAGGUUAUGUAUAUUUUAUUAAUGGAAAAUUUGUAUGGAAUAAAAAGCCAAAUAACGGUCCUCAAGAACUUCAGGAAGUGUUUGUCAACAGGGAACUUUAUAAAAUAGAUCAAGAUUAA
Molecule: messenger RNA, 285 nt
Organism: Funneliformis mosseae
Lineage: Eukaryota; Fungi; Glomeromycota; Glomeromycetes; Glomerales; Glomeraceae
Source: the annotation of a GenBank genome assembly